Didymosphaeria variabile is the source of this 1152-nucleotide messenger RNA. RefSeq lists its product as uncharacterized. Bases 1 to 1152 code for a protein of 383 amino acids. The transcript is spliced from 2 exons. Lineage: Eukaryota; Fungi; Ascomycota; Dothideomycetes; Pleosporales; Didymosphaeriaceae. The record is from RefSeq and is a predicted model, not a curated record.
AUGUCUUCUCUGCCACCCUCUCAUCGCGCCCUCGUCCUCACAGACAGAUGCACCCCUCUCGCUGUAAAAACCAUCCCCACGCCCACCCCUAUUCACGGCAGCGCCGUGGUCGAGAUCCUCUCCGCAGGCGCUCUAUCCUACCACCGCGAGAUAUACAACGGCUCUGAGUCACACAAGCACUAUUCACUCACGACACCGCUAGUGACGGGCAUGUCAGCGAUCGGCCACAUCGCCGCACUGGGUCCUGACGCCACGUCAUUGCAGCUGGGCCAGCUCGUCUUCGUCGAUUGCAUGAUCCGCGCGCGCGACGACCCGGAUACCGCGUUCCUACUUGCGAUCCACGACAGCGGUACGCCUGGGAGCCAAAAGCUGGCGAAGGAUGUGUGGCGCGAUGGGACGUUUGCUGAGUACGCACGCGUGCCGCUGGAAAAUUGCAUACCGUUGGAUGAGAAGAGGCUCUGCAGCGAUCUGGGGUAUGCGGUGAACGAUUUAAUUUAUAUGGAUUACCUCAUGGUGCCGUUUGGCGGGCUGAGGGACAUCGCACUGGAGCCUGGAGAGACAGUGGUGGUGAGUCCUGCGACGGGUGGGUAUGGUGGGGCGGCGGUGAUGGUCGCUGUGGCGAUGGGUGCGAGGGUGAUAGCCAUGGGACGGAAUGAAGCUGAGUUGGCCCGGCUGAAGAAGGUUGUCAUGAGCGGCUCGCCGAGCGCUAGCAUCGAAACAUUGAAGAUGACGGGCGAUGAGAUGGUCGAUGCGGAGAACCUCAAGGCGUUUGGCAUCAUUGAUGCGGGGAUUGACUUCACGCCUCCGCAGGGUUCGAGCUCAAGUCAUCUAAGGAGCGUCGUCCGUGUUAUCCGGAAAGGGGGACGUAUCAGCCUGAUGGGACUGAACGCCAACCCCAUGGUCCCCUGGAGUGUGGUAUCAAGGAACAUCUCUUUCAAAGGUAAAUUGAUGUACGAAAGAGAGGAUAUGAUCCAGUUCGUCAAGAUGCUGGAAAGAGGCCUGUUCCCUCGGAGCAGAGACUUCGUCGAUACCAAGGAGUUCCGAUUGGAAGAGUGGGAAGCGUGCUUAGACAUGGCGGCCGAGCAUACCGGCAUUGGCAAGCGCGUUGUAUUUUGCCCUAAGCUGAGGCCGGAGAACACGUCUACAGUGUAA